GCGCUGGCCAAGCACCCUUCAUUCGAUCAACCAAACUCGUACAACGCAUCACAGGCUCACAGCACAACCUCCUUCACUCGAAGCGGGGUGUCCUCUCCUUCUUCUUCCAUAUCGCUAUUCGUGAUCGCCGCUAUUUACCUUCCCCCCCUGAAGGUCCGCUAUGCAGCGAUAGCUUCCGUGCACCGAGACCCUCCGCCGGAAACCCUGAGAUUCGCGUCCGCAUAACACAACUAAUUGCAACCCAUGGCGAGCUCGUUCGAGAAGUCUGUGAAAGGCGGCACUAAGAUCAAGCUUGCCGCGCCCAAAUCAAAAUAUGUCGAACAUAUCCUCGUAGCCACUCACGCGGGUGAAGCCGGUGUCGCCGAAAUCUUUCGAGCCCUCACGAAUCGAUUGCGCGACUCUACAUGGACGAUUGUGUUCAAGUCCCUCAUCAUCGUUCACCUCAUGAUCCGGGAGGGACAGCCGGAGGUCACACUCAGAUAUCUAGCACAAAACCCUAGGCGGACCCUCGCUAUCAAUCAUUUUACUGAAGUGCAAACACAGGGCCAUAACAUCAAGACCUAUUGCGAUUACCUCCUUAUUCGAGCGAAGGAGUUCCAAGCAACAAAAAUUGACUACGUUCGGGGCGGUGAAGGUCGAUUGAAGAAGCUGAACAUCGAGAAAGGCUUGCUCCGAGAGACAGAGAGUGUGCAAGAGCAAAUUCGGUACUUGCUCAAAUGCGAGCCAUUUCAUGAUGAGCCAGAGAAUGAAAUCACUCUGACUGCAUUCCGUCUGCUGACUAUGGAUCUACUUGUCCUUUUCCAUGUUAUGAACGAAGGAACAAUCAAUGUCUUGGAACACUACUUCGAGCUGUCGAAGCCCGAUGCAUCACGAGCUCUGAAUAUUUAUCGGACAUUUGUGAAACAAACCGAGGCAGUCGUACAAUAUCUGAGUAUCGCACGGAUGCAUGAACAUUCCACCAGGUUGGAGAUCCCAAAGAUCAAGCACGCUCCUACUAGCCUGGCAGCAUCCCUAGAAGAGUAUCUCAACGACAGGGACUUCGAGAUCAACAGGAGGCAAUAUUUAGCAGAGAAGGAUGCCAAGAGGAACGGAGGGAAAUCCACCAGCAACGGCGCAAGCAGGUUUGCCCAGGAGCCUGAGCCUGCUCCCUCAAAGACAGCUGUGUCACAACAAUCAGCACCGGCCUCUAGACCUGCCGCCAAUGCACCUCUGAUUGAUUUCUUCGAAUCCAUCCAAGACAAUCAGCAGACUUUAGCUCAACCGCAGCCUCAGCUACAGCAAUACCCUCAACAGACAGGCUUUCAGCAACCGCAGCAGACUGGAUUCGAACAGCCAAGCUUUCAAAUCCCACAACAGACGAGCACUGUUGGCUACCCUCAACAGCAGGGCCAGAUGUUUGGGCAGCAGGGCGGACAAGGAACGAAUCCGUUUGCCCCGAUGCAGCAAAACCAGAUUCCUCAGGUACCCCAACAACCUCAGCUCCAAACGCAGUUCACUGGGGCUGGUUUUGGAGGCUAUACGCAACAGCCCUUCAGCCCUCAGAGUUCGACCUUAUCACCUAUACCACAAAAUGGGGUACCCAACUUCGCUUCCCAAGCUCCACCACAGCUAUCGCCAGCAGACGCUCUGCAGCCUCAGCAGACAUCGACGAAUCCAUUCCGACAGUCAAUGCUUGCACCGAAUGCGCCAAACGCGGCCGAGCCCAAGCUACUGAACAAUCCCACAGGCGUUAGUUCGCCGCUUGCUCGAUCACCUACGAAUCCUUUUGCGAAGCACAGCACGGGCGCCUCUCCAUCCCCCUUCUCCUCUCUACCGUCUAUACAAGAGCCGCAGGCUGGAAGUCCUUUUGCUCAGCAGCAGCAGCCACUACAGCCGACCCCGACAGGCACCAACCCCUUUGCCCGAAACACGUCGCCGAUUCAGAAUCCCAUGUCUCCACAAGGUGGCCUCACCGUGCAUGCGACUGGCAGUACCAAUCCAUUCCGGCAGAGCGCUUUCGUGAACCAACAAACGGGCCAAGGGUGGCAAAACUCUGGAAACCAGGGAACACUGGGCGGGAUGAGCAUCGACAGUGUUCCGACCUCGAAUGUAUUUCCAAGACCAGGGCAGCAACAAGGACAGCAGCCGGGACAGUUCUUGUGAUGAGGCCUUGGGGGGGGAUGAUGGCAUGAGGUCCAUAGUCUAUGACUCCAUGCCAGCCGUGUGGUUAUACCCGGAUCCGCAGAGUCCGAUGCAUGAGAGUAGUUAUUUCAUUUUGUGCGAUUUUGUGUAAGGACAUUUUGAGCCAUGGCGUUGUAUUCCACCAGAUGGGCUUUUGAGUGCAGUAACGUUUGGAGCGUCAAGUGAAGGUUAAGUUGAGCGAGCAAAUAUGAGCUGCGGAAUGGAAUUUGCGGAAGGAUGUGUAAUUCGAAUAUAAUGGGUACGCCGAGCCAAGUCAGUUUCCGGUCUCUCCUACUUGUGGCACAUUGGAUAGCUUGCGUGCUGUAAGGUAUUAUGUACUGUCACACAAUAGAUUAUUAGUAUUAUUAGUAGUAUGUAGGAGGUAUCAAGAAGGCUCAACUCAAG
Aaosphaeria arxii CBS 175.79 is the source of this 2565-nucleotide messenger RNA. Its product is annotated as ANTH-domain-containing protein. The transcript has 5 exons. Gene Ontology annotation, biological process: vesicle budding from membrane; clathrin-dependent endocytosis; clathrin coat assembly. Lineage: Eukaryota; Fungi; Ascomycota; Dothideomycetes; Pleosporales. Bases 244 to 2142 code for a protein of 632 amino acids. Gene Ontology annotation, molecular function: phosphatidylinositol-4,5-bisphosphate binding; 1-phosphatidylinositol binding; clathrin heavy chain binding. The record is from RefSeq and is a predicted model, not a curated record. Gene Ontology annotation, cellular component: clathrin-coated vesicle; clathrin-coated pit.